UGGUGGAACCAGUUGGGCCGGUAUUGAAGAGGAAAGGAGGAGGUGGAGGGAGGGAGGAUUGGAUUCCAAUGCCUGUGGAACAGACAGACUGGACAGAGACUCACGAAGCUAUAGGAUUUCUCCUGUAGAAGUGGCCCAGACCCCAGUGAGACCACCUCAGACCCCAGGCCUCAGUGAGACCACCUCAGACCCCAGGCCUCAGACCCCAGGCCUCCACACACAGAUGGAACAUGACCAGAACAGUGACCAUCCACCCCCAUACUACUUAGCAGUAGUACCCACCCAGCCUCCUCCUCAGUAUGGAGAGGUGGUGGGAACAAGAGGGUGGUCUGACGCCCCCUCCCAACCUUACUACAUCAACCAGCCGAUGCCACAUGCAAAUGUCAUCCAUGUCUCUCAGAGUGCCCCCCCUCGUCGUAAGAAAAGCUUGUCGUGUGGGAACAGUUCCCACUGUUACAGAGGAUCAGGAGAAGCCACCCUACUGCUUGUCUUCCUCGCUAUUGCUCUCUGGCUGGGUGGUAACUGGACCAAUAACUUACAGAGAACCCAUACAGUACAACUAUGUGGACAUAAUGUAACAUCAUUUAACACAGACAUUUUGUAACAAUACAAUAUGUCAGAAUUUAUGACAGAAACAUCUAUUUCCAAAAUCAUAAAUUCCAUAUUAAGGGUAUGAUGUGAAUGUAAUAUACCUGGUAUGAUAUUGCAUUGUUUUGGUAUACUACCAUGGGGGCUUCCAUGGCUCUGGAUAUCCUCUGGCCUCUCUCUUUGACCUCUGACCUUUGACCUCUGUCCAGUAUGUUAUGGCCCAUCCCUGGUGUCUGGCUACCUAAGCAGCAGUGAAGCCUACCAGCCCAGCGAGAUGGAGAAAGACAGCUGUCCGUCCAACACUGUGGAGUGUGAUGGCCGACAGGAAUGCAAACUGGGCAGUGAUGAGACCUUGUUGUCAGUACUCCAAUAGCUAUCACCUAGUUUUUGUUGUCAGUAACAAAAACAGAAGGAUCCUUUCUGAAUCUGUAACGGAUUUGUAAUGUUCUGAGUGAUGCAUCUGUGUGAUCCAGUGAUGUUCUAAUUGAGGGAUGUAUCUGUGUGAUCCAGUGAUGUUCUAAUUGAGGGAUGUAUCUGUGUGAUCCAGUGAUGUUCUAAUUGAGGGAUGUAUCUGUGUGAUCCAGUGAUGUUCUAAUUGAGGGAUGUAUCUGUGUGAUCCAGUGAUGUUCUAAUUGAGGGAUGUAUCUGUGUGAUCCAGUGAGGUUCUAAUUGAGGGAUGUAUCUGUGUGAUCCAGUGAUGUUCUAAUUGAGGGAUGUAUCUGUGUGAUCCAGUGAGGUUGUAUCUGUGUGAUCCAGUGAGGUUGUAUCUGUGUGAUCCAGUGAGGUUGUAUCUGUGUGAUCCAGUGAGGUUGUAUCUGUGUGAUCCAGUGAGGUUCUAAUUGAGGGAUGUAUCUGUGUGAUCCACUGAUGUUCCAAUUGAGUGAUGUAACUGUGUAUUAUCCAGUAAGGUUCGGGUCGAACGGGGCUCUCCAGGUGAAGACAAACAGUGCUGGUAGCUUCCUCCCUGUAUGUUACAGUGGCUGGAACAAGGGCCUGGCUGACCAGACCUGUGCACAACUAGGCUUCAGAGAGAGUCAUAGCACUAGCAGUGUGAAAGAUGGGUCCUCUACCACUCUCACUGUGACAGGGCAGACCUGCAACACCAUCCAGGGAAAGGUGUUAGUAAAUAGCUCAUCUUGCCCCAACAAGGACACUGUAUCCCUGCAGUGUAUCAACUGUGGCCGGCAGCAGUCGUCCAGAAUCAUACGGGGCUCUGCAGCGAAUCUGGGUGAUUGGCCUCGGCAGGUCAGCCUCCACUUUCGGGGCUCUCACACCUGUGGAGGCACCCUGGUGGCUCCUGACUUUGUGGUGACAGCAGCCCACUGCUUCCCCAGGAAAGACUCAUCGUACCUGGUGCCUAAUAACUGGCGUUUGUACAUGGGCAUGGUUUCUCAGAUGAUGCUGCCUGUCCCUGAGAUGGUGGAGAAGAUCAUUGUCCAUGAGAGCUAUGAUGAUAACACCAACAACUAUGACAUUGCCCUGCUUAAACUCACACAUUACGUAGACUACUCCAGUGAGUUCACAGUCUACAAUGGCCAAGUCUCUCAGAACAUGUUGUGUGCUGGAGAUAUGAAGGGAAGCAAGGACUCCUGCCAGAGGGACAGUGGAGGUCCUCUGGUGUGUAAAGACUCAGACCAGCGCUGGUACCUGAUGGGGGUGACCAGCUGGGGGGUUGACUGUGGCAGGAGGAACAGGCCGGGGGUCUACAGUCGUGUUAGCCGGCUGCUGCCCUGGGUCUACAGUAAGAUGCAGCAAGCAAGACCGUGAUGUGAUCACAGCUGUUCUCAUCCAAGGAUGCUCAACAUGUCUUUUGGACCUGACAAUGAGACUGGUGUGAACCCUACAACACUGGCAGGGAAUGGAAGGCUUGCAAGAAAGGUUUUUAUAUGUGAUAUCUGCUGUCAUUGCACUGCUGUCAUCUUAACGUGCGUUGGAUCAUUGUUUCCCUGAAACAGUAUUGAGCAUAUCUAUAUUUGUGACAUAUUUUAUGAGGAAUGUAUUUUACUCACACUGGAACCUGUUAUAAAGCUAUAAACCUGUCUCAGGAUAUACUCCAGGUUCACAUGGACCUUACUGAUGCUACAGUGAACUGCACUUGCUGUUUUCUAUGGCUGAGAGUUGUGAAACUGAAAAAACUUUAUCAGGAAGAUUUUUCUAAUCGCUUUAACAUAACACGAAUUACCUUAUGGCACUGAUGAUUCCUUGAUUGUUUGUUGAUUGUUUCAACUUAUGUACACUUUUUGAUGUGAUGUGUGUGAAUUAUCGAUUCUGCUUUUCCAUGUCUAUCACUGUGUCAAUUGGAAUUAUAAUUUAUUUUGUCA
Messenger RNA from Salmo salar (Atlantic salmon), 2909 nucleotides. RefSeq names its product transmembrane protease serine 13. Gene Ontology annotation, molecular function: serine-type endopeptidase activity. The record is from RefSeq and is a predicted model, not a curated record. Gene Ontology annotation, biological process: proteolysis. Gene Ontology annotation, cellular component: membrane. NCBI's taxonomy places the organism in Eukaryota, Metazoa, Chordata, Actinopteri, Salmoniformes, Salmonidae.